AUAUACAGGAGACAGGUUCUUUGAUUCUAUCCUACCAAAAAAUGAAAACCAACUUCCACUUUCAGCUUGACCAACAUGCAUCUCUGUGUUUCUUUCUUUAUGAAGGAAUGACUAUGAACCAUUACCAUCAGUGUUGUCAGUGUUCUCAUCUUUCUUCGCUUUAGGUAGGUUUUGUUUAGAAGAGCCAUGUUUUCUAACUUUUUCUCGAAGACUGAAAGUUUGAAACGAGAACGAGUAAACGAAUGAACAGUCCAACGACAAGCUGACUAUUUAAUAAAUUCGGGUUAGACGACCAUUUACCUCAAUGUCUGAAUCAGAAAUUCUAUUAUAUUGAGUUGUUUUCUGUUUCUGAACUCCACUCCCCGGUUCCUUACCACCGCUAUUAAUUUAUUUAAAUUAAUCCGCACCAGACAUUGAAAGAAGACUCCACCAUCACCAAGUUGAUACUUGAGGGUCAACACUCUCGUCUGUCAAUGGAGACCUUUAUUUUAUUUUGAUAGAUAUAGACCUUUAAAAUUUAAGCAAUAAAACACUCACUAUCCCCUUGUUUUCAGAUUUUUUUUUCCAUAUAAAAUCUGAACUCUCUUUCAGCCAUGGAGUAAGUAGAAAUUAAAAAUUUAAUGGAGAAAUAUACAUGCGAAAUUAAUUUAAGACAGGCACGGGAAGAUGAACAAAGGUUUGUGGGUACUGGGUAGCUAUUAAUCCAAGAUGACAUUGAAAUCCUGGAAGGAUUUGGAUCUGCUAUAAUUUUGUUUUGUAGGUGCCGCCGGUCAAUUGUGCAUGUGGAAAGCAGGAAAAUUAUUGAAUUCCUGAGUUUCUUAAUCCCCCAUUGGAGAAGAUACAAAAGUGGAUUGUAGUUGUUGGCGUUUCCUCUUUGUCUCUGUGCAGGCUGCGGAAGACAUGGCUUGUGUUCUUGCCAGUCUUCUCUUGUUUGCUUACUUGCUGCUGCUUCCUGGUCUUUCUUCUUCGCAUCCCUUAUGCACUGACUCAAAGGCACCUGUUACUCCGAAGACGCCUCUGGCCUUCUGUCCCUACAGUGGAAAUGUCUGCUGUGACUCUGCCAAAGAUCUAGAACUGCAAAAACAGUUUCAGGCUAUGAACAUCUCGGAUCCUGCCUGUUCUUCUAUUCUUAAAUCGAUCGUCUGUUCGAUAUGUGAUCAGUUCUCAGCAGAGCUAUUUCAAAUUGAAGGUCCUCAGCCAGUUCCUGUUCUGUGCAACUCCACUAUCUCAGCAAAUGCAUCCCAAUCUAACGGUGCCACAAAUGACUUCUGUGGCAAGGUCUGGGAUACUUGCCAAAAUAUUUCUAUAUUAAAUUCUCCAUUUGCCCCCUCAUUGCAAGGUAGAGCUGGUGUCCCAGGUAAUUCAACUUAUUCAAAGAUGACCGACCUAUGGCAGUCAAAAAGUGAAUUUUGCAAUGCAUUUGGUGGAGAUUCUGGCAAUGGAUCAAUGUGUUUUGAUGGUGAACCAAUUUCAUUGAAUAAUACUGAAACUCCAAGUCCUCCAAAUGGCCUGUGCCUUGAGAAAAUUGGAAAUGGAUCUUCGUAUCUUAACUUGGUUGCUCAUCCUGAUGGGUCCAGCCGUAUCUUCUUAUCUGACCAGCAAGGUAAAAUAUGGUUGGCAACUGUUCCCGAUGAGGAUUCUGGGAAAACAUUAGAGCUAGAUGAAUUAAAUCCUUUUGUGGAUUUAACAGAUGAAGUUUAUUUCAGUUCUGAGUUUGGUCUGAUGGGUAUGGCAUUUCAUCCAAACUUUGCACAAAAUGGCCGCUUCUUUGUUUCAUUCAAUUGUGAUAAGAUUAAGUGGCCAGGAUGUUCUGGAAGAUGUUCAUGUAACUCAGAUGUGAACUGUGAUCCUUCAAAGCUGGCUUCUAAUAAUGGGGCUUCUCCAUGCCAGUAUCAUAGUGUCAUCUCAGAAUUCACUGCUAAUGGUACCACAUCAGAAGUUUCCUUGGCAACAAGAGCCAAUCCUACAGAAGUCAGAAGGAUAUUUACAAUGGGCCUGCCAUUUACUAGUCACCAUGCAGGCCAGAUUCUCUUUGGACCCACAGAUGGAUAUUUAUACUUUAUGAUGGGGGAUGGUGGAAGUACAGGCGAUACUUACAAUUUUUCUCAAAAUAAGAAAUCCUUGCUGGGAAAGAUUAUGAGGCUUGACGUAGAUAACAUACCAAGUGCAAAGGAAAUUGAUACCCUUGGUCUGUGGGGAAACUACUCUAUCCCAAAAGACAAUCCAUUUUCUGAAGACACAGAAUUGCAGCCUGAGAUUUGGGCCCUGGGACUUAGAAAUCCAUGGCGCUGCAGUUUUGAUUCAGAAAGGCCUUCGUACUUUCUCUGUGCAGAUGUUGGUCAGGAUCAAUAUGAAGAGGUGGAUAUUAUCACUAAGGGUGGAAAUUAUGGAUGGCGUGCUUAUGAGGGUCCCUAUCUUUACAGUCCUCCAUUGUCUCCCGGAGGAAAUACAUCUGUGAACUCAACAAAUCCUAUCUUCCCCAUAAUGGGAUACAACCACUCCACUGUAAAUAAGAAAGAAGGAUCUGCAUCCAUUACUGGUGGCUAUUUCUAUCGUUCCAUGACCGAUCCAUGCACUUACGGAAGUUACCUGUACGCGGAUCUCUAUGCUGGUAAUAUGUGGGCUGGCAUUGAAACCCCGCAGGAUAGUGGGAACUUCAGUAGCCGCUCAAUUUCUUUCAGUUGUGCUCGUGACUCCCCAAUCCAAUGUGAAUCAUUGCCAGGAAGUUCUCUACCCGCUUUGGGUUACAUUUUCUCAUUUGGGGAGGACAACAAGAAAGAUGUAUAUCUUUUAACCAGCAAGGGGGUUUACAGAGUUGUUCGUCCAAGUCGCUGCAGUUAUGCUUGCUCAAAGGAAAAUGCUACAGCUGCAGGAAGUCCAAAUCGUGGUACUUCUACCCCUUCAUCUGGGAGUUGGUUGAGGGUCGCAUUCAACAAUGUGAUGCUCUUUUUGUCUUCUUCAUUGUUACUCAUACUGGGUUUUGUAUUCUGAGCUAAUUCCCCAGGCCUAGGCAGUAUUCAGUAUUGUAACGCUAUCCACAUGGUUGGUUUCAUUGCGGAGGUACUAUUUAUAGGUUACUACUGUGUUCUCCUUUGUACUAUUGUAGUUUCCGGAGUGUGCUGCAUUUUCUUAUCUGGGUACUUGCAUUGCAUGAGUUUUGCUCUUCUCUACUGAAAUAAAUGGAGAAAUCAGAGACUUGUGGUUAACA
Molecule: messenger RNA, 3208 nt
Organism: Nelumbo nucifera (sacred lotus)
Lineage: Eukaryota; Viridiplantae; Streptophyta; Magnoliopsida; Proteales; Nelumbonaceae
Source: RefSeq, a predicted model, not a curated record